AAAUCAUCAAACAGACAUUUGUUUUUUUUCCCCAGUGAAAAUAUUUGUGUAUCCUCGAGCGUUUUUAAAAAAAUAAUGUCAUCUUUUAUCGAAAUAAUAUUAAUAGUGCUAAUUAUGUACGAGGCUCGCGAGUGUUUGAAGAAAAUUAAUUCUCGGCGGCGGGAGUGGGUAAGACCUCUUUACUUAAGUCGCGACAUUGAUGGACUAUUUGUAACCAGUUUUGACGAAAUGUACAAAAAUGACCCGGAGCAGUUCAAAACUACGGUGAGGAUGACUAAGGAGGUGUUUGAUUUGCUCUUUGGGCUCGUGAAGGAACGCCUCAUAAAGUAUUCAAACAGGCCGUCAAUUUCUGCAGAAAUGAGACUAUUCUUAACAUUGAAUUUCCUAGCACACGGGGGAACUCAGCAUUUGUACGCUACAGCGUAUAAAAUGGGUCGCUCCACAGUCAAUAAAAUAAUUUUGGAAACCUGCGAAGCGCUUUGGAGUGAACUUGACAGUGUAUAUUUGUCUGUGCCAAAAAGGCACGAGUGGAAACGUAUAUCCCAUGACAUCAACACUAUUUGA
This is a messenger RNA of Rhagoletis zephyria (snowberry fruit fly), 564 nucleotides long. RefSeq lists its product as uncharacterized. Lineage: Eukaryota; Metazoa; Arthropoda; Insecta; Diptera; Tephritidae. The record is from RefSeq and is a predicted model, not a curated record.